UCAUAAUGUUUCGAUACUAUCCAUAGUAUUGUCCUUUAUUGAUAGUUUUGUCUUUUUGACUUAAAACGUCGGUAGUUAAACUAUCGAUAUUUCGGCAACACUAGGUACCCCGAGUACUUGUUUACUAAAUCCAUGGUCGGUAGUGUUGCCUUUGGCUUUCGAAAUCUAUUCUCUCAUUUCUACAAACUAUUCGUGAAAAGCCUUUUCUAUAGUCUUUGACAUGCAUGCUUGACAUUUCUUUUUGACUAAGACUUGACCUGACUUGACAGUCUAAGGACUUGACUGACAUUUUGUGACGUCAAUUUAUUAGUCACCGUUUUUACAAAACCUAAACGGAAUUUAAUGAUAAAUUUCGAGGUGAAUAAAGGGCGUAAUACAUUUUAGUUGAUAUUAUAAGCUAUUCCCUAUCACAUCAUGUCAUCUCGCAAGACUGCCGGCCGCCGUGGCACUAACAAGAAGCGCGCUCAGCGUGCCACCUCCAAUGUAUUCGCAAUGUUUGACCAGGCACAGAUUGCAGAGUUCAAGGAGGCCUUCAACAUGAUCGACCAGAACCGAGACGGAUUCGUUGACAAAGACGACCUCCAUGAUAUGCUAGCUUCUUUGGGAAAGAACCCCACUGAAGAUUAUUUGGAAGGUAUGAUGAAUGAGGCUCCAGGCCCCAUCAACUUUACUAUGUUCCUGACGCUUUUCGGGGAGCGUUUGCAGGGCACUGAUCCUGAGGAUGUCAUUAAAAAUGCAUUUGGCUGCUUUGAUGAGGAGAACAUGGGUGUGAUUGCCGAGGAGCGUCUCCGCGAGCUGCUGACCACGAUGGGUGACCGCUUCACCGACGACGACGUGGACGAGAUGCUGCGGGAGGCGCCCAUCCGCGACGGGCUCUUCGACUAUGUGGAGUUCACGCGCAUUCUCAAACACGGCGCCAAGGACAAGGACGAGCAGUAAGCUGGCGAUGCGGGCGGGUACGAACAAAGACAAUGAAAACUAAAGACUGGCUGGCGUACCCAAUUGUAAUUGAAGAUUUCUAUACAACUUUCAUGCUUCCAUCUCAUACAAAGAGGCAGAUUUGGCCUUGUAAAACUAGGCACGUAGUGAAGGAAUAAAGAUAUUAGCACCAUUAGCCGUUUUUGUGUCUAUUUCUAGUAUGCAUUUUUUUCUUGUACGAGCAAUGAUGUCAAAUGUCUAUAGUUUUCUCUGUCAGUUAUGAUGCAUUCACUUCUAUCAUAUUUUUUAAAAACUCUGUAGUGUAUGUCAUUCAUUUCCAAAUUAUGUUGGAAAAUGUUGUUAACCCAUAAUAAUUUGAACAAAAUCAAGUGUGAUAUGCUUGAUAGAGGUAAAUUUCAACUUAAGUACUUAUUUUGAAAACUUAAUACCCGCCCAAAUUUACAUAUUGAUUAUUGCCAAAUUUUGUAUUGGUAUUAUAUUAAGAUUUAUUAUAAAGCUAUGUUUGUUCUAAAUCAGAAACAGUAUAAUCUCGAAUUACAGACUGAGGUGCUAAAAUACCGUUUAUUAACAUUGCAUUUUCGAAAUGGCGUGUUUUAUAUACCAUGCAUUUCUCAAUAUGAUUCCAUGUAUAACAUGUAACUGAAAUUGAAAAUUUUAUUUUUUGUUCUUUCUGAUUUGAAAUUUUCUUAAUAAUGUGAUUGAUCAGAAGUAUUAGAAUCAUUCCCGAAGUAAGAGAUUGAUUAAUUCAGUAAUAUUUUUUAAUGAAGUAUAUAUUUUAACUUAAGUUCAUAAAAUUUGUUUUAAAUUAUGAAUUAUUAGUUUAGGAGAUGAUAGCUAUCGUAAUAUGCAAGCGUGUGUGUUACAUAGAUAUAAAUAAUCAUGUACCUAUGUAUGUAUUUAUUAAGCCAUAUUAUAUUACUAAUUUUUACCAUAUAA
This is a messenger RNA of Plodia interpunctella (Indianmeal moth), 1875 nucleotides long. RefSeq names its product spaghetti squash (gene sqh). The record is from RefSeq and is a predicted model, not a curated record. Lineage: Eukaryota; Metazoa; Arthropoda; Insecta; Lepidoptera; Pyralidae. The transcript is spliced from 4 exons. Gene Ontology annotation, molecular function: myosin heavy chain binding; calcium ion binding. Gene Ontology annotation, cellular component: cytoplasm; myosin II complex. The coding region runs from base 415 to 939 and encodes 174 amino acids. Gene Ontology annotation, biological process: locomotion; post-embryonic development.